AUCGAGAUCGCCGGUGAACCCAACGCUGGUGUGCGUAAGAAACUUCUGUUGAAAAUUCGCAAUAUAGGUAAUCACAGGCACAAUUGUCAGGUUCUUCGUGAAGGUCGUGGUGUACUCAUUGUCGGGUACAGGCCAAUCGCAAGUUACGGCUAUUAUGUGCGUACCGAUUUGUGGCGAUGCGUGUGCCCUUUGAAGCCAGCACCCACUCCACAGACCGACAGCACCGGUAAGAGGGCUCGUGUGGGUGUACGGGUCGCUCACAAGAGUGAUUUGUUGAAACCUCCUCCUGUUGGCGUGUCGUUCCAGUUACACCAGGUUCUUAGUCCAAUGAAGAGAGAUGAUGUGGCUUUGGUAGUCAAGAAUGACACGUUGAUUGUUGAAUUGGCCAAGCAUGAAUACAUGAAACUAGGGCACGAUGUAGAUCAGCAUGGCUACAUCCGUAACAGGGUGCGUGAAUUGGGUCGACUCGUCAUACAACUCCGAAAGAACACCCAGCAACCAAAUGCAUCACUCGAAUCAUUUGUCCAUCCGCACCACCUUUCUGAUAUUGUGAAGGCCGUCCACGAUAUUGCCGGUUACGAUGUUCCGUCACUAGCGCUGAAGAUUAGUUAUUCCGUCAAGAAGUGUGCACUUGUCUUGAAAGGAAGUGAGCUAGAGUCCGGCCAAAAACACAAAGCGGAGCGUGUGGAAGAGUUUCUGCAGUUGUGUGAAUUGAACUGGCAAGACCUUGUGUCCACACACGCACACAAAACGCUGUACCAAGGAAAACGCAACAAAGUCACCAUUCUCCCGACAUAUGCCGAUGUAGUUCACCUGUCGUCGUUCCUUCAUGAAGCUGACAACCGGGAACUUCAACUCCUUCAGGGUGCUCGGAGCAAAGAAAUCAGACCAGCUUGA
This is a messenger RNA of Acanthaster planci (crown-of-thorns starfish), 897 nucleotides long. RefSeq lists its product as uncharacterized. Gene Ontology annotation, molecular function: DNA binding. Gene Ontology annotation, biological process: DNA integration; DNA recombination. The record is from RefSeq and is a predicted model, not a curated record. Lineage: Eukaryota; Metazoa; Echinodermata; Asteroidea; Valvatida; Acanthasteridae.